AUGCUUCUUUUACCAAAGAUCGUCACCAUCUUGAGCAUGGUCUCUCUCAGCUUUGGUGCGCCAGCUACCACAGAACUGGAUGACCGCUCCAUCAGCAAACGCUGGUCCGUCAGCAAGGCAUACAAAGUGAAUAAAACCAAGUGGGGAGUGGACGUCGUUGUCGGGGUCAUUAUAACUGAACAACUCAUCCAAUCUUUCGAAAACGCCGGCAUCAAGCUUGCUCAGGCAGUGACUGCCAAUCUGGUUGAUCAGUGGAACAAAGCAUAUGGUUCCGGAAUUUUAUCAUCGCUCGGAUAUUAUAACGCCCAAGGCCUGGAACAUCUGUACUGCACGUCGAUCCAAUCAUCGAUAUUCUUUGCCAGCCAGUACAACGCUCAGAUAUUUGUCACACUCAUGCAGAGUUACUUGAAGUCCAAGGGAACAAACGACAAGAGGGACGAAAUCGACGUCGACGAGCAUUAUAGGAACGUGACACUGUCAAGGCGUGCUGGGAUUGAGGAGAUUGAGGAGAGGCUGGGACCGAGAAACGCCGGCGUGUGCUGCAAUUGCGCCCAACUCAACUUUGUAUCCCUGGCAACGACAAUCUGUCACGAUGCUACAUACUCUUUCGUGACCACAUGCUAA
This is a messenger RNA of Trichoderma virens Gv29-8, 624 nucleotides long. RefSeq lists its product as uncharacterized. The record is from RefSeq and is a predicted model, not a curated record. The transcript has a single exon. The coding region runs from base 1 to 624 and encodes 207 amino acids. Lineage: Eukaryota; Fungi; Ascomycota; Sordariomycetes; Hypocreales; Hypocreaceae.